AUGGGUGUGUUCUUGUGCAGUGAAAACUGUGCUAAGGACAGUUCUCAGGUUUCAACACAGAAGGUGGCAUCACAGACCUGCUUGUAUCCAUGCCAGUGCCCAUCACAGACACUCCAGUGUCCUGCUGGCACCAGUCUUCUGCUGGAUGGCUGUGGGUGCUGCAAAGUGUGUGCCAGGCAGCUUGGCGAACUUUGUUCCCUGCAGAAACCCUGUGACCACCAUAAGGAUCUCUACUGUGACUUCUCCAAAAUCCAUAAAGACAAUGGCAUCUGCUUAGCUCAUGAAGGGGCGACGUGUGACCUUUUGGGGAAGAUCUACCGCAAUGGCGAGAGCUUCCAGCCCAACUGUAAGCUGCAGUGCAUCUGCAUGGAUGGGGUUAUCGGCUGCGUCCCCCUUUGCACAGAUGGAGUGCAGCUCCCUUCAGCCGACUGCCCUUUCCCUCAUCGGGUGAAAGUGAAGAACAAAUGCUGUGAAGAGUGGGUCUGUGAAAGGGGCAGUCGGAAGAACCACCAUGGAAAGGAUACAGCAGUUUCAUUCCACAGGAACAAUCCAGUGCACAAACCCAAGCUGAAGUCCAAGCCCAGGCCCAAUCUCAAGAUGAACAGCCUUCAAGACAAUUGCUUGGUGCAAACCACCAAAUGGAGUCCCUGCUCCAAGACAUGUGGGAUGGGCAUCUCAACACGAAUCACAAACAAUAACUACCAGUGCCAUCUGGAGAAGGAGAGUAGGCUGUGCAUGAUCCGGUUCUGCAAUGUCCCCUUGGAGAAGACCAUCAAGAAGGGAAAGAAGUGUGUGAGGAACGCAAAGCCUUCCCAACCCAUACGCUUUGAGUUCACGGGCUGCACCAGCACCCGAUCCUACCGGCCCAAGUUCUGUGGCCGCUGCACAGAUGGGCGGUGUUGCACUCCACUCAUUACCAGCACCACAGAAGUGGAAUUCAGGUGUCCAGAAGGUGACUCUUUUGUUCGCAAGAUGAUGAUGAUCAAAUCCUGUUCCUGCCACAAUGAUUGCCCCACAGAAAAUGAUAUCUUCCUGGCGAUCUACCGACGGCGAAUGAUUGGGGACCAUGUCAAGCUGGAUAGGCAGUAGUGUGGAAAAGAGUGUGGAAGAAAGGUGUGUGGGAAAUUAAUUUUUGGACUAUAACUCCCAGAAUCCCCUAGUCAUCAUGACCAAUAGCCAUGCUGGUGGUGGGAAUCCAAGAGUUGUAAACCAAUAAAUUAUCUUUUACAUAUCUGCAUACUAGGACUUUAUCCUUACAUGUCUCUAUAAAGCCAACUGGCUAUGACUGUGAAAGGAUCAGAGAUAUUUCUGCUGCUGACAUUUUGAAAGAAGCAGAUCCUGAUGAAGAAGGUUCUUGGUUACAGGGGCAUUAGAAGCCAUCCACUUGGUUUUCCACAAGCCCAAAACUCAUCUGAAACUCCAGAUCCACACUUCCUUCCCCUAUCAUUUUCUGAUCUAGCUCUCACAACAAACUUUGGCUUUAGGCAAUUUUGAUCAUAGAGAUAUUGUACAUGGGGGGCAGGGGCAGACUUGAGGGUUGUUGUAUCUACUUUGUUGUUGUUGUUGUUUAAUAGAACUCCAAGAUCCAUGAAGCAGAGUGCAAUGUUACAGACUUAAACACUGGAAUGAAAGAAAACUAUGCUUCAGGACUCUGACUGAUGCAAACGAUAUAACUUGUUCUCCAAAGGCAAAAUAUUCAAGGAACAUACAGAAUGGCUGGUGCACCAGAGCUUAUUUCAAGUGCUGUACUCCUUGCACUGCAGUAAAAUCAUAACCUGAAAACAGCAUAGUCGGUUCUCAAGGUCCUGAUUGUCUUGCAAAAUAGACACAGGAACAAGAUGAAAAGUGAGACUUUGAAAGUUUUGCAUGGCAGGGGGUUGGGCUGGAUGGCCCUUGCGGUCUCUUCCAACUCUAUUAUUCUAUGAUUCUAUGACAUAUACUGUAAUAUGAUCUACCACAUAAGAUAAUUUACCUGCAAGAUAUCAUUGAGCUGCACCUCUUGAUUCUUGGCAAAGGAGUUCACAUUAUAUAUUUCCAGAAGAUUUGUUUUAAACAUUGGAUUUUUUGCAGGUUAGAACCUCUUUCUUUUUCUCUCUUUUUAUCUGCCUCCAAAGAACAUCUAGAAUACCCCUUUAGAGACCCUUUCCCAACUGAAAUGUAUAUAACAUGAAAAACAUUAUUUUUAAGCCUUUGUACAGUUUCUUAAACACAUUUUUGUACUGGUUGUUUUUAUUUGUUUUUCUUCUUUUCUUGUUGCUUUUUUAAACCUCUCACUUCCUGGUAUCUAAA
Sceloporus undulatus (fence lizard) is the source of this 2289-nucleotide messenger RNA. RefSeq names its product CCN family member 2-like. Gene Ontology annotation, cellular component: extracellular matrix; extracellular region. The record is from RefSeq and is a predicted model, not a curated record. Bases 1 to 1089 code for a protein of 362 amino acids. The transcript has 5 exons. Gene Ontology annotation, molecular function: integrin binding; heparin binding. Gene Ontology annotation, biological process: cell adhesion; signal transduction. Lineage: Eukaryota; Metazoa; Chordata; Lepidosauria; Squamata; Phrynosomatidae.